This is a messenger RNA of Penicillium pulvis, 1311 nucleotides long. Its product is annotated as NAD(P)/FAD-dependent oxidoreductase. The transcript has 3 exons. The record is from RefSeq and is a predicted model, not a curated record. Lineage: Eukaryota; Fungi; Ascomycota; Eurotiomycetes; Eurotiales; Aspergillaceae. Gene Ontology annotation, molecular function: oxidoreductase activity. The coding region runs from base 1 to 1311 and encodes 436 amino acids.
AUGCUCCAGCUACGCACUUUCCUGUGUCUGUUCGGCCUGCUUUCUCUUCGCCUAGUCUCCGCCUUGAUCGUUCCACAGGCCCUCCUGAACGAGCAAGAUGACCUCUACGAGCUUAAUGAUGAUCUUUCCGUAAACACCACUGCCAUCGCAGCCUACGAUGUCAAUGUUUCGGCUCUCGACGUCCGAUCGUGUGAGAACUGGGAUCCCACUGAAUGGGACUACGAUGUAGCGAUCGUUGGCGGUGGCCCUGCUGGUUUGGCCGCGUCGAUGUCUCUUGGUCGUGUAGCUCGCAAGUCCUUGAUGUAUGACUCAGAGAAGUACCGAAAUGAGAGGACGCGUUACAUGCACGAUGUGCUUGGUCAAGAUGGCCAGGUCCCACUGAAGUUCCGCAUUGCGGCUCGUGGCCAGAUUGAUGAACACUAUAGCGAUUACUCUUUCCGUGCAACCCGGGGUAGCAAAGUCACCGCCAUCCAGCCACUUACAAAGGGUUUCCGCAUCUACGAUAGCAAAGGAGGCAAGAUCCUCGCUCGAAAGGUGAUCCUGGCUACCGGAAUCACAGACGUCCUCCCAAACAAGCCCGGUUUCGCCGAUGCAUUCGGCAGAGGCUUAUUCUGGUGCCCGUGGUGCGAUGGAUUUGACUACAAGGGACGGGCAAUGGUGGUCAUUGGAACGCCAGCCAAAUUUGCCAGCGCCAUUGGAUCUGCGCUUAACUUGCGAAAAUUGACGACCAAUGUUAUUAUCAUUGCCGGUGGCCCCCUCAGCGCGGCGGAUAAGGCGGCUGCUGAGGAGAGAUGGCCAGGGUGGGAGAAUGUGCUCAAAAACACAUACAAAAUCCCUGUUCAUCAAGUGGAUGUUACCAAGAUUGAGCGAACUGCUAAAGGAAAUGAGCCUGGUGAUGAUGAGUACAAGCUUACUUUGACUGGAUCGCCAUCUUAUAUCACUACGCACGGAAUUAUGAUCAGUACUGUUACCAAGCAGACCUCCAGCCUGCACAAUCAAUUACAUCUGCAGAUGGAUGGGAACUCUAUCAAGGUCCAGUCGAAUAUGGAGACCAGUGUCGGUGGAAUUUACGCCGUCGGUGAUGCCAAUAAUGAUGGUAGUACCAACGCUUACCAUGCUAUGUGGAGUGCCAAGCGCGCUGUUGUGAAUGCUCACGUCGCUAUCUCCAAGGAGGAAUACCUUGAAGCUGCGCCUCCUGCCAUGGUGGCAACAGAGGGUGGUGACGAAGAGUUCUACCAACGCCAGAUUGAUGAACUCCACUGGAUGAUUGGCAACGAUGUGGAAGAGCUCUACAAGGCCCUCGGUGGCUAA